AAAAAAGGGAGGGGUUGAAGAGAGGGAGGGAGAGAAAAAGGAAGCUGCCUGCGUUAACUUUUUUGUUCCUUGAAAGUAAAACAAACUUUCGAAAAGCGAAAGCAUGAUAAGAGGCCAGGCACAGAUCGACUGCCUGGGAACGGGAGGGAUUUGAGAAGUUUAGAAGAGGCAUUUAACAGCUGACACUGGAUUCAUGCAGAUCUGAUGACAUCAACAUCAAAUAUUAUCACUGUUUGAGGCCUUGGGCCUUGUGCAAUAACAAAGAGGACAAAGCAGAACAAACAACCAUCAUGACGACAGAUCUGGACUCCAGUUUGACCAGCAUAGACUGGCUGCCCCAGCUGGGAGUCAGCAGCCUGCGAUCCGGAAGGGACAGAGGAGCGGAGAGGGACAAGAAGAGAGAGCGAGGGAGGGAGAGAGGAGACCUACUGCCCCCCGUGCCCUCCCCAUCACCCUGUAACUCCAAGGGGAAGCCCCCCCACAGCUACGCCACUCUAAUCGCCAUGGCGAUCGCAUCUGCCCCUGAGAAGAAGUUGAGUUUGAAUGACAUCUACACCUGGAUCAGUGACACGUUCCCCUACUACAAUCGAGCAGGCCGGGGCUGGAAGAACUCCAUUCGGCAUAAUCUGUCUCUUAAUAAAUGCUUCAGAAAAGUUCCCAGACCACAGAGUGACCCUGGCAAGGGUUCCUAUUGGACGAUGGAUGGACCCUCAGAGGUCCAUCAAGCAAGGGUACCCAAACGUCCAUAUCCAGAAGAGAAUGAAAAGGUCCUGCAUGAACCUGUGACGCAGGCAGACAAGACCACCUCACCCACAGAGCUGCUGGUCUCCAGAUCAGACCAGCUUCCCCUCAAAGAGGAGCCCUUGGGUGCAUUGCACCACACGCCGACCCACCAAGCAUCUCUCUCCCCUCCCCCAUGCAAGAGAUCCUAUACACCUUGCUCAGUCACCAUCCCCACGGUCCACAACGCCUCCGUCUCAUGCACAGCCACGUCCUACUCCCCCUCCCCCUUGUCCACGCUCUCUCCCUACCCUCAUCCCAACUCCGCGGGCCCCUGUCUCCCCGUCGCCACGUCGCCAGCCAUGUCCCUCUCGGGGGCCAACGCGUGCGGGUCUCCCCCCGCGUGUACGUACUCCCACGCGGUAUCCACGCUCUCCUCACACGCUACCCAGGCGAACCCAUCUCUGUUCACCUUCUCCGUCCCCACCCUGGCCACUUCAUCGGCCCCCCAUUAUCAGUCCGUCCCCCACAUCUCUGUCAGCGUGCCCCCCACCUCCUCCGCUGCGCCUCACCAGAACCCCGGCACCGAUCCCCUUCUGCGCUUCACCUUUGACGACCUGAGCUUCCCGGACCUCUGCACCUCUUUCAAGUCUCUGGCAAAAAGCAUGCAGGGAAGAAGGGCCUCCCACUCGGAAGGGAAUAACUUUCUGGUACCAAACCAUGACAUAACCCCGCUGCACACCCCCACCCUCCUGCCAAUAUCCCCCCACCCUGGGCCCAUGGUCCCACUGCCACACGACACAGAGCGUCCUGCUCCACACGUGCUGCCAGCUGAUUGGUUCAGCAACCCGGGGUCUCUUAAAGAGAGCUUCCGCAUCGCCAGCGGUCUAGACUGGGCUAACAUCGACCUCACCAGUCACCCAGACCUGCUGGAGAGCAUGCGCCAAGCCGAGCUCUGUGAUUGGGCACUGGACCCGGGGCUCUUCACCUCGCUAUGUGAUUCGCUGAACCGCUUCUUCACUCAGAAGGGAAUGAUUGGCUCCUCUUCUGGAAAUAACUCCCCAUUGGCCCUCGGCGUCCACCCUUCCAUACAAGGGCCACACUUCAGUAUGAAUCCCCCUCCUACCCUGGCUAGCCUCACCCAGCCAUCGCCCCUUCAGUACCCACCCCUGGCUCUUCCCUUCAACGGAGCCCAGCUGCCCAGAAGAACCCUGCACCACCAGGCACAGGGUCUCCAGAGGCCUCAGUUCACCCAGCCUGCUAGCACUGCCGGCAUCCAACCUCAACCUAGACAACGUCCACCCUUGAAGCAUCUCCAUAGCAACAGUGAGGAGAUCCAGGAUGACUUCGACUGGGACUCCCUGGUGUGAUCAUCUCCGUCUGAGAACGCUUACCACUGGAAAGAUCAAGAUCCUGGAAAGCAAUCAGAUAGACACCGACUGUUACCCCAUAUGUCAUGCAGAAGCUGCCACUCUAAUGUUGUAAUGUUUUACAGCUACUCUAUUAUGUAUGACUGAAGGCUUUUUGUUUGAUGAUACCACAAAAAAUGCUGGGAUGUUUGGGUUUCCAGAUCACUUAUAGGCUUUUCUGCCAGAAUUUUGGCAGGACAGAAUCUGAUUUCUUGUGCAGUUUCUUUGUGGUCGAGGGAGGUUCAUAAAGGCUUUUUCAGGCAACCAUGAGGUGAGUAUUUGUUAUUGUGUAUAAAUAAAUAAAUAAAUACGUAAAUACUGAGAAUUUCCAUCUUUUACCUGGUAAAAGAUCAAAAGGAAAUGAAACAAGCCAAACACACUUAUCUUUGUUGUUCUUUUCAUUUGACUUCAUGUUUGGCAUUUUAUUUUUGAAAUGUGAACGUUCACAGCUAAAACAUCACAAGAAUUUCUCCUUACCCAAUAAAAUAAUUUGUAUUUUUGUUGAAUAAAGUUAAGUUGAUUAAUAAACUAAAAGAAAGAGCACAUGUUUUAAUUAAAAAAAUACUCUGCCUCUGA
Gadus morhua (Atlantic cod) is the source of this 2705-nucleotide messenger RNA. It is a transcript of the gene foxj2, whose product is annotated as forkhead box J2. Gene Ontology annotation, cellular component: nucleus. Gene Ontology annotation, biological process: regulation of transcription by RNA polymerase II. Bases 291 to 2090 code for a protein of 599 amino acids. Lineage: Eukaryota; Metazoa; Chordata; Actinopteri; Gadiformes; Gadidae. The transcript has 10 exons. The record is from RefSeq and is a predicted model, not a curated record. Gene Ontology annotation, molecular function: DNA-binding transcription factor activity, RNA polymerase II-specific; RNA polymerase II cis-regulatory region sequence-specific DNA binding.